Messenger RNA from Neospora caninum, 2469 nucleotides. RefSeq lists its product as hypothetical. The record is from RefSeq and is a predicted model, not a curated record. Lineage: Eukaryota; Apicomplexa; Conoidasida; Eucoccidiorida; Sarcocystidae. Bases 1 to 2469 code for a protein of 822 amino acids. The transcript has 6 exons.
AUGCCGAAGCAGCCAGGCUGUGUGAUAACCUUGCAGGGAAAGUUUGCCGUUCCGCGCAACACUGUCCGUAACUUUAAAAAACUACUCCCAGACGAUGCCUACCACGUCGGCGACGCGCUCCGUACCCAGCAGGGGCAGAUUCGAGCCGCGCCCGGUCGCCCCGGGAACGCGGUUUCCUGGCGCGGCGGACUGCCUCCUCUCCUCGGCAGAAGACGCGUCCGUGAGGGCCUCCUGUCUCCUUGCCCGGGAGAAGAGAGAAUUCACAGCAGAGGCUGGGGCGGAAAAGGAGAACUGGCUCUUGUCGAACAGGCCCGAUGGCACGUUGCACGCGCUCUCAAACUCAAUCCAACGAGCUUCUCUUCGUUAUACUCGGCGGCUCUCGCGGACGUUCUCGCGCAUCGUUGGCGGUCCGGGGCGGCCUUAGCAGCCGCUGCGCUAGGCGUCAUGACAGGCCGCGGAGUCCACACGCGGGCCCCCGUGUCGCCUUCAUUUCGUCGCCCGAUGCACCGGCAAGUGGCGUCGCCGACGUCGUCUCCCGUUGCUUCUUCCGCGGCGCCUGCUGGGCCUUCCGUUCGCGGCGUGUCGUUGCGGGCGCCGACGAGGCCGUCGGUGGCGGCGGCUUCCUUCCCUGCGUGCGCUGUGCUGCGAGCUGCGAUCGAACGGACAGCGCGGCGGCGCAGUUGUUUUCCCAGCGUCCCGGCUCAGGCUGCGCCCGCCGCGCUCGGGCACUCAGGGCACCUGCCGGUCUGCGUCAGCGGCGUCCACGAAGUUGUGGAGAAAGACGCGAUGUGGGGUCACUUGGCCCUGGCUGAAACGCAGGGCGGCGGAAACCACAGCCGGCAAGGGACCGACGGGGCGACGACUGUGCCUCCGGUCUCUCAGGCGCCAUUGUUGGGGCCUUCCGCUUUCGCGCACUGGCGCUUUCGUCGGCGGGUUUCCAAACGUUCGCCGAGCGUUUCCGGUGCACGAGCCCUGCUCGCCUUGCUGGAGGGCUUCGACAGGCAGAGAGAAACGAAGAAGCAGACUGCCUGUGAGCUUCCCAACCUACGACAAUCGCCUUCUCGGUGCCAAGUGUACGCGGAGCUUAAGCUGCUGCACGUGCGGUGCUGUCUGCUUUCGGGGCGACCUGUCGAGUGUCUCCGCAGUUUGUGCGGGCUUCUGGACACGGCCAGCGCAGCGCAGACGGCGGGCGCUGCGGGUCCGUCCGCCCGCGUUGACUGGCGAACGGUCGUGGAAGAGGGACUGCUUCUGGGUGCGCAGAGCGUCUGCGAAUUGCUGUCGGAGACCGCCAGAAGACUUCAAACACGUGCAGCAGGCGAGGCGGGAAACAACAGCCCCUUCUUCGCAAUGGACUGGCCGCUGCUGGAGAAGAUCCAAGAAAACCUUGGCGUGUGCGAACGAUCGAGCGAGGCAGACGUGGCCAGGAUGCACGCGGCGCCAUCGACAGACCAUGACUCGACAGACGAGGCGCGCGCCAGCCCCGAGGUUGUCUCCCGCUCGCCUUUGUCUCCAAACGUACCUUCUGCAGUGCCUUCGUCUUCGUCCUCUCGUGCGUCUUCGACAGCUCACUGCGAGACGCGUGCCGUGACCUGGGCAGACUCAGCGACUGUGGCGGACGCAGUGGCCGUCGUGGCUUUCAAUCUCCCAAGGACGGCGCCGGGGGCCCCGCUCGACGACGCCGAUCUAGAACGACUGCGGCAGCUCUCGGCCUGGAGUUCCCUGGCGUUCAAGGCUUGCUUCCAGGGCGCUUUCAAGCGCGGCGACGUCGAUCGAAUGGCCGCUGCGGCCGCGUGGAGGGCGCGGGGCUUCCUCCAGUUGAGACAGUGGGACGACGCUGUCCGCGAGGCCACCCAGGCAUUGGCGAUCGAUAUCUGGACUCCAGCGGAGGUCUUUGCUUCGCCGCCGCCGGGGUUCCUCUCUUCGCCCUCGCCGGAAGGUCAAUCUCACCCCAACUCCGGAUCUCAUGCCGGACUUCCGCUACUUUCUCUCUUCAGCCCUCUGCACAUUCGGGCUGCCGCGCACGCCCUCGCGGGUCGUGGGAAAGAGGCCGCAGCGGACUUCGCGUUGUCGCGGUGUCUCAUGAGGUUACCUGGUCUGGAGGCGCGCCCGUCAGGGCGCUCUCGAGGCCUUGGCAACAGGACCAGCCUGGACGACAGGCAUGAGAAAGCCGCGAACUGCCGCCUCGCAAAGAUUUUCGCAGAACCGCACAAGGCGGCCGACGACGAGCCGCUGGACGCAGAGGCAGGCAGAGAAGUGGGGGCGGUGGCGUGCAAAUCCAGGCACGAGGCUGACACAGGGGCGUCGCAGGACGAGCGUGGAAGCCGUGAAUCGGGUGCCUGCAAGAAUCAAGUGCGCACGCGUCUUCUUAAUCCGCGCGAACCGGCUGUAAGGUGGGACCGGACACCGCUAGAGAAAGCAAGGCUGAAGAGCCGGGCGGAGAACCCAAGCCGUGUGUUCUUCGGCUUCUGA